AUGUCCAAUCCAUCAACCUCGUUAGACACUCAAGACCUGGCUCUCCGCGACAUAUACCAAUUGAUUCGCAAAUGUCAAGAAGUGCUUCUAACUAAUCCGUCCUGUCUGCAUACGCUUGCCGUGCGGGGCCAUGCGUGUAUGAAAGCCAAGCUGUGGGGUCAAGCUGUUAAGGACUUUACAGAAAUUUUGCAUUGCCGACCAGACGACGUUCAUGGAAGAUUUAGUCGCGGGAUGGCGCUUUUUAAGUGCGGUAAAGUAGAUGAUGCCCAUAGUGACUUCUCUCGCGUCCUUGAACUUAAUCCUGACCAUGUCAUGGCGCGUUACGCACGAGCUGGCUGUUACAAUUCUGAAGGUGAGUUUAAUCAAGCUAUUCAAGAAUAUAUGUUGGCACUACAGUAUGAUGACAAUGAAAACGCAAGAGGCUUCCGAGGUGAUAAGCGUCGAUUGGGUUUGCAUGAAAAUGCAGAGCAUCUUAUUCGCAAGACUUUGGGUUGCUCUCGACGAGAGUCAUCUUCAAACAAAUUAGUCAUUUCGAUGCUGGAAAGUGCGGCGACUUGCACUCCUUUGCACAAACAGAAAGACCUUGUCGUGCGCCAGCACAUGGGUUUGAUUCCAGAAAAGAGACGGAGAAAAGUAAUGCAAGUGCGAGUACAUUUAAACGAGUGGGUGACAGCAACCCCCCAAACGAGUAUUCAAGCACCUCAGCAAAGUGUCCUUAAGGCAGAUAACGCGACUAUUAAUGAGCUAGAGACACCAGAAAUGCUACAUCGUCAAGAGACCAAACCACGCCAAGAAAGUGCUUCUCGUGUAGUACCAAAAACAGUGCGUAAGGUCACUGUAGCAUUGUGA
Messenger RNA from Plasmopara halstedii, 849 nucleotides. Its product is annotated as dsRNA-activated protein kinase inhibitor P58, contains TPR and DnaJ domains. NCBI's taxonomy places the organism in Eukaryota, Oomycota, Peronosporomycetes, Peronosporales, Peronosporaceae. The transcript has 2 exons. The record is from RefSeq and is a predicted model, not a curated record. Gene Ontology annotation, molecular function: protein binding. Bases 1 to 849 code for a protein of 282 amino acids.